Arctia plantaginis is the source of this 2568-nucleotide messenger RNA. The record is from the annotation of a GenBank genome assembly. NCBI's taxonomy places the organism in Eukaryota, Metazoa, Arthropoda, Insecta, Lepidoptera, Erebidae.
AUGACUUUAAAUUACUCAGCUCCUUAUGUGGAUGGAGAAGUAUCGGCAAGAAAAAAUACUUUUGGAUAUAGUGAUGAUGAAGACCUACAGUCGCCAAAUAACAAAAAUCUAAAUAAACCUGCUGCCCAUUUAAGACUCGAAGAACUGGAUUUUAAGCCUCCUUGUGACAUUAAAAGCAGGGAGGCUAUAUCAGCAAUCCAUCGUGCUAAAACACAGAAUUGCAAACAGCAAAUUGUGAAUAAAACUUGUCUUAUUCAAAAUGGUAAAUUUUAUGCAGAACAAUUACCCAAUUUGUGCCUUCAUGGGGAAGCCAAAUAUGGAAGAUACUUGGGAUGUUAUUCAGAUGAAAAGAAAAUGAGAUUGCUAUCAGGUUUCUAUGGGAAUUAUGCUAACACAAAUUCACCAACUGCUUGUUUGGAUAUUUGUAUUCAAGCAGGUUUCAUGUAUGCUGGAGUGCAAUAUGCGUCUGAAUGCUUUUGUGGUGAAACAAAACCCCAAAUUACAGCAGCCACUGCUGAUGAUUUGUGUGACAUGAAAUGCCCUGGAGAUUUGUCAAAAACUUGUGGAGGAUAUUUCACUAUGAAUGUUUAUGAAACUGGAUUAGCAAAAUUCACACCUAAGUUACCAGAAACCUCAAGCAGUAAAAAAGAGUCGAUACAAAUAGUGUUCCUGUUAACUUUGAAUGGACGAGCAUUAAGACAAGUUCACAGACUAAUAAAUAGCUUAUAUAGGAGCAACCAUUAUUUUUAUAUACAUAUAGACAAGCGUCAGGACUAUUUGCAUAGAAAAUUAUCAGUCCUAGAGUCACAAUUCUCAAAUAUUAAAUUGGCGACACUCAGAUAUUCAACUAUUUGGGGAGGUGCAUCAUUGCUUAAAAUGUUACUUUCCUCUAUGAAAGACUUUACUACACUCGGCUGGAAAUGGGAUUUUGUUAUUAAUUUAAGCGAAAGUGAUUUUCCUAUCAAGUCACUAGAAGAAUUAGAAAGUUUUCUGUCUGUAAAUAAAGGUCUUAACUUUGUAAAAUCACAUGGACGUGAAGUGCAAAGAUUUAUAAAGAAACAAGGCUUGGAUAAAACAUUUAUCGAAUGCGACACGCACAUGUGGCGUGUCGGCGAGAGAAAGCUACCGCGAGGAAUAGUAAUUGACGGAGGUAGUGAUUGGAUUGCAUUGUCGCCAGAAUUCGUUACGUAUGUCAUUGGAAAAAAAGAUGAAUUGUUAGCUGGUUUAGAUACUAUAUUCCAACACACACUUUUACCAGCAGAAUCGUUCUUUCAUACAGCAUUGAGGAAUUCGCCAUUUUGUAACACAUACGUGGACAACAAUUUGCAUGUAACCAAUUGGAAAAGAAAAUUGGGUUGUAAGUGUCAAUAUAAACACGUAGUUGAUUGGUGUGGAUGUUCUCCUAACGAUUUCAGAACUGAAGAUUGGCCAAGGAUUCAAAACACACAAGAUCGUCAGCUGUUUUUCGCAAGAAAAUUCGAACCUAUUAUAAAUCAAGAAAUUAUCAACAGAGUUGAGCAAUAUAUAGGAUUUAAGGAUCAUCACUUAUUAAACAAUUUGGAAGCAUACUGGCAAAGCUUAUAUAACAUUGAAGAUUUAACUGUAGACGAUAUAAUGUUGACCCAUGCAGCAAGUAUUGUUCGACACAACGCAAGGAUUCUAUCUGAUGAGGGUUGUCGAAUAGUGCCUAAUGUAGUAGUUGAAGUUAGUUCUUAUAACUAUGCAGAUGUUUACAAAGGAAAUCUAGUUUUACAUAAAGCUAUGUUACAUGACCAAGUAGAAGUACUGAUAGAGACAUGGUAUAAACCUAAAAAGUACAUUGAAGUUAAUUUUGAAAACAAGUAUGCAGAUUAUAUUCAAAUAUUUAAAGUAAGUUCUGAUUACGAUCAAAAAGAGAUGACAUUUAGGAAUCUGGCAAAUAUAUUAGGUCCUUUAUCGGAACCAAUUUUACUAUAUCGAUUUUCAACUCAACUUGAAAAGAAAAAUGAAAAUUUGACGCUAGUGUGGUUAGAUCCAGCUGGUGCCAUAGCUGAUGUUAAUGGCAUUCAUGUUGAUGAAAAUAAUCUCACAAACUUUAUCAAACCAAAUUUAAAAGCACCACUGUUGCCUGGAGUAUGGAAAGUGGGCUUGUUUGAACAAAGUAAUUUAAUAGUAACAACUAAGUUUUUAAUAUCACCUUUAGAAUAUUUUUCAGGUAAGGAAUUAUCACAACGAGAGACUAAUAUAAUUCACAGUGGAUCACAAAAUGCAUAUAAAAACUAUUCAAAUGUAAAACUAUAUAACUUUUUACCUGAUUAUGAACAAAGGAUACUUUUACAUGAAAUAUCCCAGUCCAAUAUUCAUAGAAUUAAAAAAGAUUUGAAAGAAUGGAUAGAUGGACUGAGUUUCGACUUUUAUAAUGUCUUAGGCUCUUGUAUUAAAUCUAAUAGUAGUCUAAAAGAUAAAUUGACAUGUGGACAUUACAAAUUUGAAAGUUGCAUUUCUACUCAAUGGAGUUCCCUAUCUCCAGAUCCGAAAGGUUUAAUAGGUAAAUUAAAUAAGACUGUUGGACGACUAGAACGAGUGUGA